AUGGCUCUAAAUUCGAUUGUGUAUAAUUGCAACUACACCUCUAACGUUAACACUAAAAAGAAGAAGUGGUACUCUGGACUUUUGAAGGCUGUCUGUAACCAUGGUUCAAUUAGCCUUUCUCUAUACGAGUUAAAUGAAUACUCUAACAACUUUGGAAGACUCGUUGAUACUCUCGAUAUUUUCAAGUCUGAUUUGGACUCCCUUUCAGGUCGUGAGUUCAUUACGCCUCGAAACAUCAUUGAUGUCAUUGACGUUUUUCAAAAGGAAGAAUUUAUGUUUACCAAUUUUAUUCCUGCUAAACCAAUUAUUAGAACCGGGCUUCAAAAGUUUUCAGCUCCCAGGCCAUUUACAAACACUACAAAAUCUGAUACUAAUAAUCACACCGACAACUGCAAUAGUAAAAUUGACAAUAGCUUCACACAUAUUAAUUAUAACAAGUCAAUACCAAACAAGCAAGUGAAUGUUCCAUGUGAUAUUGAGACUGAUGUCAAUCAGACUAUGCUAGUUAAGAAAAAUAUUGAACUAUCUAAGUUCGACUAUAAAUCACCUAAUACCUCUAAAAGCUUGGUAGUAGAGGACAUUUUAAAGAACGUAGACUUUAAUCUAAAACAAAUAUAA
Molecule: messenger RNA, 618 nt
Organism: Theileria annulata
Lineage: Eukaryota; Apicomplexa; Aconoidasida; Piroplasmida; Theileriidae
Exons: 2
Coding region: 1-618 (205 amino acids)
Source: RefSeq, a predicted model, not a curated record